AUGUUGUGGUUGACAUGCAAGUCCCUGCCCCCGGGAGCGCUGGAAAGAAUUGCAGACGCUGUUGCGGACCGAGUGCGCAUCCCUUGGUUUGCAGGGGCUGUCAAGAUCAAUAUCAGCCUUGUUCCACCGCUUCUGCUGCUGCCUGUCUUGCUGCAUGUCGCCGCUCUGCACUUUCUCCUGGCACUGCUCAUUCUCACCUCUCUCCCCGCGCUGGUGCUCUGGUACUACUACCUCACGCACAGGAGGAAGGAGCGGACUGUGUUCUUCCUGAGCCUAGGGCUGUUCUCCCUGGGCUACAUGUACUACGUGUUCCUCCAGGAGGUGGUUCCUCGGGGCAGUGUGGAGUAUUCCCAAGUGGUUAUCCUCACCUGCGGGCUAGUUCUUAUGCUCGCAGCCCUAUCUCGAGCCAAGAAAGACCCUGGCUACCUUCCCAGCCCAACAGACAACGACAAGGCAUCAUGCCAGCUCAUGGAUUUGCCAAGAAAGAAAGUUACGGGGAGCUCUAACGGGCUUAGUGGAGUUACCACUUUGGGAGCUGCAAGUGGCCGCGCUUCGAACGGGGAGGCUAAAGGCUAUUCCAGGCUGCCAGCUGAGGAGCCCGAAGGGAUGAGGAAGGACUGGUGCACCAAGUGUCAACUGGUCCGACCGGCCCGAGCUGGGCACUGCCGGCUUUGUGGGAGGUGUGUGAGAAGACUGGACCAUCACUGUGUCUGGAUUAACAGCUGUGUAGGGGAGCAGAACCACCUAGCGUUCAUCCUCGCCCUCUCCCUCUUCAUGCUCACCUCCGUGUACGGGAUUACACUGACGCUGGGCACCGUUUGCAGGGGCUGGACUCCACUUGUGGCCUUGUUCUACUGCCCCGGGGCCUAUUCUGAUUACAGCUCGGCUCUGUCAUUCACCUGUGUGUGGUACUGUGCCAUUGUAACAGCUGGCAUGGGAUACAUCCUCCUUAUCCAGCUGUUGAACAUCAGCUACAACGUGACUGAGAGGGAAGCUCGCCUGGCCCUGCAUGACAACACAGGACGCCGACUCCUGGGGGGGUUGGUGAUAGACACUGGCCACUAUAACCGUGGCUUCCUAUGCAACUGGAGCCAUUUCUUCAGCCUGGGGUCACCCGCUCUGCAGCGCUCUGCUGAAGACAUAGUGUGACACCUUUUUUUCU
Tinamus guttatus (white-throated tinamou) is the source of this 1162-nucleotide messenger RNA. The record is from RefSeq and is a predicted model, not a curated record. Lineage: Eukaryota; Metazoa; Chordata; Aves; Tinamiformes; Tinamidae.